ACAGGGUAGUUGCGCGGUGCCUGUCGGUGUGGGUCAUCCACUCGUGGGUGGAAUGGUGCUGGUUAUGAAGGCCUCAGCAUCGCCAGCGCAUCGAUGAAGGGCCCGGUCCCGCCUACGCACCAAGACGCUGCCAGCCGCGCAAAAGUCAAACAGUGAACCCUCGACCAUCCGGUGCAUAGCCACCCUGAGAAGAUCUAAAGUGUCGUGCCAUUCAACCGAAGGGUCCGUGGCUCUUUUCUCAUUCGACCGUCACGUUGCCAAAGGGCUAGCCGGAAAACACUCCGCUCUUGCCACAUCAUCAUCCCGCACGAAAGAAAAACGGGCGCGAGGCAUUCAAUACAGUUCUGAGACACGGCAAGUGGUAGGAGGCGACCUGGCCGAGGUGAAAGGGGGGCGUAGUCACCAAUCAUACAACACCAUCCUCCUGUACGACUUAAGGACGGAUGCCUACCUUGAACGAGGAUAACCAGCGAAGGCAAGUGAGUGGUGCAUUGGUGAAAGGGGAAAGAAUGCGACACGGUCGGCCGGGGCGGACAGCCUCGGUGGAUGACAGCUUCACCACGGCCCAUCCGCGCAUGCCCGAAGCGUCCUCCACCACCUCCUCCUCC
This is a messenger RNA of Nannochloropsis gaditana CCMP526, 608 nucleotides long. RefSeq lists its product as uncharacterized. The record is from RefSeq and is a predicted model, not a curated record. The annotation marks the transcript as partial. The transcript has 2 exons.